Messenger RNA from Trichoderma breve, 2787 nucleotides. Its product is annotated as aromatic acid exporter family member 2 domain-containing protein. Bases 1 to 2787 code for a protein of 928 amino acids. The record is from RefSeq and is a predicted model, not a curated record. The transcript has 3 exons. NCBI's taxonomy places the organism in Eukaryota, Fungi, Ascomycota, Sordariomycetes, Hypocreales, Hypocreaceae.
AUGUCAGCGGAGGAGUUUGUCGACAAUGGCGCCGACAAUGGUACCAAGAAGCGCGCUCUGCCCUCAUUGCUCAACCACUUCAAUGGGAACGAUCUCAAAACUCUUUUCCGCUGUUCCAUAGCGGCUUGGGUUGCUGCUCUUUUGAUAUUCAUUGAACCUUCUCUUCAAAGCAUCGGCAUUUCUACUUUUUUUGCUGCUCUAGUUCUCUUUGUCACGCCGCCGGCUGGCAUUCUCCUCAUCUAUCUCCUCGGAUCUCUAUCGCUCCUUGUCGGUCUGUGUCUAGGUUGGGCUUGGGGAAUCUUGACAAUGAAGGCUGCAUUGGCUGCCCGUCCCGCUUCAGACACCCAAUCACAACUCCAAGCCCUACAGCAGGCCGCGGUCGCUCAAGCACAAAGCACUGGUCAAAAUGCAACCGUCAUCAGUAAGAUACUGGUAUAUGAAGGUCAUAUGCUGGAUGCACGCGUGACGGUUGUAUACUACGUCAUGUCUUGUGCCUUCAUCUACUUUCUGUCACGCUUACGAGCAAACAACGUCAAGCUUACCCUUCUUCAUCUCUUUGGCAACAUCGUCGUCGAUGUGUUUCUGCUGACCGGGCCACUUCUACCGACCUUCACUCCGCUCCUGGGGCAGGUAUUGGUGAAGCCAGGCGCCAUUGGAGUAGGCAUUGGCGCAGCGUGUUGCUUGAUAUUCUUCCCACAGUCUACUUCCUACGUGGUUCUUCGAAAAAUGGAACAACUCAUUCGCAUGUUCGACAUUCCUCUUGACUUGACACAGCAACGGUUCAAUACUCAAAAACUGGAAGUAGAGCAGCUGAGGCAAAGCAAAGAUGGCAUGAUUGCACUUUAUAAAGCCAUGGAGCCAGAAAUUGCCUUCCUUCCCCUGGAUAUUUCCCGUGGCCGGUGGAAUGCCGACGACGUCAAGGGCCUAAAGGAAUGUAUCCGCCAGACUAUGAUAGCCAGCACAUCUCUGAUCGAUUUCCACAUCACCACCAUUAUAGCUCUGCAGAAGGAAAGCAAAGCAGGCUUGCAGUAUGAUAAACACUCUAGUGACGGACAGACGGGAGAAAAGGGUAGUCACGAGAUUGGUCAACGCCAUGUUUUGCAAUACGCAGAGCUCAUGAAGGCACUUCGAACGCCCGAGCAGAGCGAUCUUCGCAUUCGAAUGAUAGAAGCUAUGCGCGAAACAACCGCACAACAAGUGUUUGAUGCGCUGGUUCAACGAAUGGAGACAUCCCUGGCAGCGUUACAGUCUGCUCGCGAGUUCUGCGUCACCAAUACCACCGAAGCAAUUAUAGACUGUCACUCCGAUCUUUUUGACCAAGACGGUCAGCUGAAGAUAUCAGACACUCUCCAGCCACAGUCUCUGCAGGCGAUGAUGGUUGCCAUGGUAUUGGAAGAACGUAUACUAGGCGUGGCUGUGGCGAUGGAGACAAUGCUGAAACACGUUCUUCAACUGACGACUUCACAAACCCGGCAUCGCAUCUGGCUCCCGUCCCGCAUACGUUAUGCCUUUCACUGGAUUUUUAGUGGGAGGAAAACAAUUCCAAUCGCCGGCGUCUCUGAUGACGGCGGUGCGGAUGAUCCAGACGUGGCCGAUGAACAGUCCAAGGAGGUGCGCCAGCGACUCCGUCUCAUCCGAGGCUACGAGGCUCCCACCCGCGCAGGACCAGUGGCCAGAGCUGUUGCCGGAACCUACCGUUGGCUCACCAACCCAGCCGGCAUGUAUGCAAUGCGAAUGGUUGUCACAUGCGUGCUCCUUUACAUGGCUGAUUUUACCUUUUCCCUCAUCUCGAGAGCCCUCGGCACAGUGAUUGGAGGAGUCUUUGGCCUUGUUGCGUGGUACAUAGGAUCUGGCAGUGGUCCAGGUAACCCAUACGGGCUGGCCGCCAGUGUGGCAGUUUUCACCGUAAUCUCUAUGUGGCUGAGGAUAUUUUUACCGCUGGCAUACACUCAGGCAACGGCUAUGUGCGGCGUCACGUUCAUCCUCAUCAUUGGUUUCAGCUAUGAUAAUGUCCAUCUACCCCAGUACGGAAACCCUGGCAGAGGAUACCAGGCCUUUUGGAAGCGAUUGGUCACUGUCUUGCUGGGCUUUCUCGCCGCGACCAUUGUUCAGCUCUUCCCCAAACCCCCGUCUGCCACCGGACAUGUGUGUAAGACUCUGGCGAAUACCGUUCGUACCUUGUCAGACUAUUACGCCCUGUUGUUAUCACAUUGGAGUCGGGCGAACCAGGAGGGCCCCAUUGGUGCUACAGCCAUAGAGGAGCUUACACUAGAGGUUGCAGAGAUUCUCUCAUCAUUGAAUGGCUCAUUAGCCCUUCUAAAGGUGGACUUUAGUGCGGGCCCGUUCGAUCAAGCGGUUCUACGUCAAACUCAAGAGCAGUGUCGAAACAUGAACCAAGCGCUCGGGAGACUCUUGUAUCUGUCGACUACUCUUCCCAAGGAAUUUCAAGAGAGACUAGUUACUGCUCUUGGAAUACUGGAUGAUGGCGCCAUCGGAAACAUCAUGGCCGUGCUGGCAAUCGUCGAACAAGCCCUGCGGACCGGAUCCCCUCUCCCGGAAAGACUUCCUGUGCCUCUUGUCCGUACCUGCUUUGAGUCCCUAUCCUAUGCGCAGCACCAUAAGAUUGAACUAAGCACAACGCUUGUGCGAGAUGAGAAUUACCGACGGUACUGUGUUGCCGUGUCAUCUUACUUGAAGUUUCUCACUGCAAUCGAUGAUUUAGUCUUGUGUUUGAAGGAAGCACUGGGAGAGCGUCACGUUAUUUAUCUAUGGGAUGACGAUGUUUAA